AAAUUGAAUAGCCUAUAUUUUGGCAAUCCUUGCUGCUCACAUGUUGGGUCAUCGGGUCAUCAGCAUGUUGAUAGCAAAUAAAAUAAACAAAAUAUAUGUUUUUAUUAGGCUCAAGAUGAAUACAAAUGUCAUCUUGUACCGAUACUUCAGCCAACGUAGUGCAAUGCUUUCUCAAGUUCAGAGUCGAUUAAACUCGAACAGAGCAAGCAUUGCUAAGACCAACAGGAAGGUGUAUGCACGGAUGUACCCAACAUUAGUAGUCAACACGGAUGGAUCCACAUAUCACAUCAACUAUCAUGAACCAAGAAAAAUAUUAAAGCUACCGCUAGAUGUUAAUAUGAUGGAUGCUGAGGAGAGAAAAGCAAGGAUGCAACAAUACCAACCAAAGACAAAGAAAACAGUAGAGGAUGACAUUGACGAUGACUUCACUGAACAGAAAUAUAGUCAUUUAUGGAAGAAAGGAAGAUGACCAAAAUAUAAGCUAACUAUUGUAAAUGCUAUGCUGACUGGCAAUAUAUGGCUUGGCUCCCAAGAAUAUGUAAAAAGAUACAUAAAGUCUUGCUGACAAAAUGGCUUGAUUUUAGAUUUAUUUCACAUUUGAAAAUUUCCUCAUUAAUUUUUUAUAAAUAAAUAUUCAGUAUUAUUCAUUAUCAUUACUGUCUGAAUGGAAGAAAUGAAUGUAAAAACACCCACCUCAGCCCACCGCGAUUUUUUUUUCCGUACGAAACAUUUUGCAUGAAACUCCACUCGGGCCGUCUCGACUCGACUCGAAAAUCUCGUACUGCAGAAUUCUGGAGGUCAAAAGGUCAUCAACCAAAGAUAAACAUCGUCUACCUAAAGUUUAAAUAUUGUUGUAGGUAUACUGUAACUUCUCGUGUACAUAUUUCACUGUCUGAUUUUUAAAAAAUACGAUGUCACCAUGGUAAUAACAAACUUGGAUAGUUUCAUAAUAUGACACAAUAUUAUUGUACAUUUUCAUUAAAAUGUGAUAUUUGAUUGAGCUGCACGCCUAAUAAAAAGUGUUAUUUGAACUUUA
Anneissia japonica is the source of this 1036-nucleotide messenger RNA. Its product is annotated as 39S ribosomal protein L55, mitochondrial-like. The record is from RefSeq and is a predicted model, not a curated record. Gene Ontology annotation, biological process: translation. The transcript has 4 exons. The coding region runs from base 41 to 469 and encodes 142 amino acids. Gene Ontology annotation, cellular component: mitochondrial large ribosomal subunit. Gene Ontology annotation, molecular function: structural constituent of ribosome. Lineage: Eukaryota; Metazoa; Echinodermata; Crinoidea; Comatulida; Comatulidae.